Molecule: messenger RNA, 273 nt
Organism: Caenorhabditis remanei
Lineage: Eukaryota; Metazoa; Nematoda; Chromadorea; Rhabditida; Rhabditidae
Exons: 3
Coding region: 1-273 (90 amino acids)
Source: RefSeq, a predicted model, not a curated record
AUGGUGGUGCACAAAAGUAAGCGUGAUGGAACAAUAUCUGAAAUAAAUGUAUUAGUGACACUAACAAGUGUAUCCCUAGAAAACAUCGGUCCCCAUCGUGUCUGUUUCUAUCCACAACCAACACCAUCCUACCGGAAUCCAAACGAAAAUCGUCCAGUUGAAUUCUCGAAGAAUCCCAUUGGCUCAGCAUCGAAAAAUAUCAGCCGAAAAGUUUCCAGUUAUUCGAAAAUGUCAAGUUUGGCGAGAGUUGCUUGGGUUAGUGGUUACACAUAA